Myotis lucifugus (little brown bat) is the source of this 1318-nucleotide messenger RNA. RefSeq names its product oxidized low density lipoprotein receptor 1 (gene OLR1). Gene Ontology annotation, cellular component: plasma membrane; signaling receptor complex. The record is from RefSeq and is a predicted model, not a curated record. Bases 115 to 1002 code for a protein of 295 amino acids. Gene Ontology annotation, biological process: lipoprotein metabolic process; cell death; leukocyte cell-cell adhesion. The transcript has 6 exons. Gene Ontology annotation, molecular function: low-density lipoprotein particle receptor activity. NCBI's taxonomy places the organism in Eukaryota, Metazoa, Chordata, Mammalia, Chiroptera, Vespertilionidae.
AGGGUGUGGCAGUCAGGGCUCCUGAGGGUGGGGCUGGCUAUAUCACCUAGGGAAGAGUUUUUCCUUUUCCUGAGCUUCAGCUAUUGGGAGCAGCUAGCCCCUCUCUGGAAAAAAAUGGCCCUUUCGGGUUGGGAGCCUGUGACGGAAUGCAGCACUCCCGACGGCUGCUUUUCCAUGUCUCCCCCCAGUGCUUCCCUCUCCACCCUCUCCUUAGUCGCCUCGAGUCCACGCCGCAAUCCCUGCACCAAAGCCUUGGGUCUUCGUUGUCUUUCUUCUCAGCGGUGGUGCCCUGUGGCUGUGACGCUGGGGAUCCUUUGUCUGGGUUUACUGGUGACCAUCGUAAUGCUGGCAGUGCAAUUAUCCCAGGUGUCUGAUCUUCUAAAGCAACAGCAAGCAAACCUUACUCACCAGGAAAAUAUACUGGAGGGACAGAGUUUAGCCCAGAAACAGGAGGAAAAGGCUUUCCGUGAAUUACAGAGGAAACUCAAGGAAAUGAAUGAAAACCUUACCCAGGAGCUGGAAGAGCAAUCCAAAAAACAAAUGGAACUUCAUCACCAGAACCUCAAUCUCCAAGAAGCUCUGAAAAAGGCAGCAAAUUUUUCAGGUCCUUGUCCCCAAGAUUGGCUCUGGCAUGAAAAAAACUGUUACCAAUUUUCCCCUAGUUUAUUUAAUUGGGAAAAAAGCCGGGAGAACUGCUUGUCUUUGGAUGCCCAGAUGCUGAUAAUUAAUAGCACAUAUGAUCUGGACUUCAUCAAACAACUCACUGCUCAUUCCAGCGCCCCAUUCUGGACGGGGUUAAGUAAGAGGAAACCAAGCUCCUCAUGGAGCUGGGAGGAUGGCUCUCCUUUGAUGCCCAACGUGUUUAGAUUCAGAGCUCUUUCCCAGAGGAAUCCUUCAGACACCUGUGUAUAUAUACAAAAGGGAAACGCUUUUGCCGAGAGCUGCAUAUUAACUGCAAACAGUAUAUGUCAGAAGAAGGCGACUUUGUUGAGAGCACAGUGAAUUUGAAGGCUCCGGAAGAAAGGGAGGAGCCCACCUUUGAAUUCUUUUCUGGAAUUUAAGCUAUUCUUCCUCACUUGGUUGCAAACUAUGAGAGCCCUGAGAACAGGUAUUAGCUGACUGUAGAGCUCUUUAGAGAAAGUGGGGCCCAGUUGCCUGAUACCUUUAUAACAAAAGUUUUGACUCUAUCUCUGUCUACAUUUUUUUCUUUUUUAAAAAAUAUAUUUUAUUGAUUUUUUACAGAGAGGAAGGGAGAGGAAUAGAGAGUUAGAAACAUCGAUGAGAGAGAGAUGAGAGAGAAACAUCGAUCAGCUGCCUC